Messenger RNA from Colletotrichum siamense, 2793 nucleotides. RefSeq lists its product as uncharacterized. NCBI's taxonomy places the organism in Eukaryota, Fungi, Ascomycota, Sordariomycetes, Glomerellales, Glomerellaceae. Bases 1 to 2793 code for a protein of 930 amino acids. The record is from RefSeq and is a predicted model, not a curated record. The transcript is spliced from 6 exons.
AUGUCUCAAUCCCAGCACUUAGUGCGAAGACAGACUCGUCCCCCACAACAACGAGACAUCGCUGCCGAGGCAUACACCGAUGCGAUUCAGUAUCUUCAAAAUGAUUGUCAAGGAAACACUCUAUUCAUGGCUUGGCUGAGGACUGCGACACAGACAUCGCUGGAAGACUUGCUGAACAUGGUGUGUGAGACCGAGAAGAAAUACCAGCAAGAGUCAAAGAGCACGAAAAGUCGCAUGCGGUGGUUGAACGGGCUGUCCAUCAGAAUCAUGUACUAUGGUCAGGUUCUCGACACACUUUCACAGCAUCACCCUGAAUAUGUAGGCUUGGUUUGGGGUGCGAUCAAGUUCGUUUUAAUGGGCAUCAUCAAUCACGGCAAUCUCGUCACCCAGUUUUCCCAAGCGUUGUCGAUCAUAUCACAUGUUUUGCCCAUCACAAAAGUCACGGCUGAACUUUAUCAGACGGAAGAGGUCAAAAACGCCGUUGCAAAUCUGUAUGCUCACAUACUACUUUUUCUACAACAAGCCAUCAAAUGGUACAACUUGGGACCAGCUGGAAGGUUUUUCAAGGCAAUAUGGAAGCCUUACGAACUUGGCUACAAGGAGACAAUGGAGCAAAUCAAGCUUUGCGCCCAAAUUAUCGACGACAUUGCCAACAUUGCGCUCAAGUCUGAAGUUCGAGAGUUGAGCGUUUUGCUACAGGAUGAAAGUCUUAAGCUAGAAGACAGGGAGAGGCGUCUUGUCGCCAUGCAAACCGGCUUCAAUCAAUCUCAGGCAGAAUUGACGCGAAAGGUAGAGUGGAUCGUGAAGGCGGUAGCCCGAGAUUGUGUCAAGAUUGAUGAGAUUCAUCUCAGUGUCAACGAUAUGGCACCUCGAGUGCUUGACAUGCACUUCAACCAAGCUCUAGCGAUUUUAAAGCCUCGAAAGACACCGGAAGAAUCCCUUUCGAAACAUAAGUCCUUGAUUCGUAGAGCACCGGCGUGGAGAAGCCAGAUCCAAAACGGAAGUCACGUCCUUCAAAGCAUCGGGACCUGGGUUUCGGAUCCACACGCGUCUCUCCUCGUCCUAGAAACUCGUCCUCGAGCGCAGUUGAGAGUAAAGGAAAUUGCGACUGAGCUCAUCAGCCUACUUCAACCGCAAACCAAGUGCAUCAUGUGGUACUUAUCAAUGACCAGUUUGCAAGACAACGAAGCCAUCUCAACUAUCGAAGUCUUUCGAUCUCUAGUUUUUCAAUGCGUUAGGCUUGCUCCGGGGAUUAUGGAGUCAGACGCUAAAAACUUCACUGCGGCUAAGCUGCAGUCCUCUCAUUCCGAAGAAGAGUGCAACAGAUCGCAGUUUCCGUUUGCAGCUAUCGUGUUUCCCAACAUCGACGUGCCUGGCGCUUUCAUGGCGGACGACACCAAUGCCGAUAUUGAGGGAGAGCAUCUCCGCCAUACUAAGCGCGGAAGGGGGCAGACCACUCCUGGAGACGCAGCAGACAAUGAUUCAGGUCGAAAUUGGAAGCCGUUCAGAGACGUAGGUCACAUGGACGUACCUCCUGACAUGGACGACAGUAGCGACAUGGUUGCAGAGAGUCCAGUUCACGGCUCAACAUUGAUAGUUCACAUUGUAGAAUGUGAUGGCAGGAUGAAAGGCCAUGAAAAGCAUGGAAGUAAAAUGUACUUUGACCUUCCCCGACUAUGGGCGGGUGAUUGUGGCGUCAGCGCACUCCGGGGACUGGAAGGCCUGGAAAGCCUAGAGCGCUAUGAGAUCACACACACGAACCUCACAAUGGUUGUCAAAAGAAGCUACAACUGCACGAAGUUCCACGAUGCCUGUUCGAAGCUGUUCAAGCAGGCGACGCCUCCUUUCCGAGAUCCCAAGAUGCCCCGGUUCAUGGAGCCAUAUUUCAACAUUCUGCAGCACAACACCGAGCCAGCACCAUCCUUAGCCGAGAUCAUCGAGCUUUCCCAGGGCCUGAAAGUCGCGAUGAACAAGGUCGCUGAAAUGGAGCCUAGGGUUUUCCUGGGCUGGGAGGGGACAUUUGCCCGGCCCUAUCUUCAGAUCUACCACGCUCGAGCGAGCAUCGAAUUACUUGCGUCCGAAAGCACAACCUCUUCAACGCUCGAAGGAUCGUAUCUGGAACAACUUCUUGAUUACGUCGACAACGAUUCUGGUUCCGACUUCCAAGAAGCGGAUGAGCUCUUCUCUCGAGGACUUGUGACUGCUAACCAUGUGGUUAAGCUAUUUAGGCCAGAUACCGUAGUGGUGAGCUUUGAGCAAGAUGAGCCCGUGGGAUACAUUGUCCGGAACUGCCCGACUCUGCUCACCCCGCCCUUCGAAGUUGAAUGUUUCACAUGGGAGUUCGACGGCAAAUUUCAGAAAGUUGAAAAGGUUCUCACUGUUGAGUGGCCAACAAAGGGUGAUGACCUGGUAAACAUCACUUCUCUGAAUGCUUAUCCUCUCCGAUACAACACCCCUCUCGAGAGCAUGGUACGCGGCCGCGGAGAAGUAUUCUGGGCCUGUAGAAAGAAGAGCGUUGUGUCUUACAGCGCACCAUCACCAAUGUUUGAGAUGCAAGUGACAAAUCCACGGUACAUGAUCGACAUGGAAACUUACAAUUUGCUUCAUCCCAAGGACGAUUCUGAUCAGCAUCAUCUUCAAUUGACCGAAGAAGAGCAGCUUGUGAAUCAGGGGAAUCAUGCAGAUGAGCGAUUCCUUCUGCUUCUGCCAUCAAAGAUCCUCGGAUUCAAUCUACACGACAAAAAAUGGCGUCAAUCACACCUCCUGAACUUUGUCGACUCAAUCACUGACUAA